Molecule: messenger RNA, 2999 nt
Organism: Klebsormidium nitens
Lineage: Eukaryota; Viridiplantae; Streptophyta; Klebsormidiophyceae; Klebsormidiales; Klebsormidiaceae
Source: the annotation of a GenBank genome assembly
AAGACGCAAAGCAUUGACAAGCAAGCCAUUGUGCUAGCAAUCAGGGUCAGCAAGCCUCCAGGUUCUGCAGGUUGCUAGAAAACAGAUUGUCCACAAUAAGGGGAAUUGGCAUGGCGCCUGAGGUUUUGGAGGACUUUCUGCUCCGGACGCUGCAGCCUCUGUCCGCUGCUGACCCGGAGCUGCUGUCCAAUUAUGUUGCUGCGUUGCUUAAGAACCCGAAGCCGCUGCCGGAGCUGCGCAAGCUGUGCCUGGACCAGCUCUGGGACUUCCUCGCAGACAGCACGCAGGAGUUUGUGGAUGCGCUGUUUGAGGCGAUUGAGGACGGCCGAGUGGAGCUGCCGGCGGGGCAUGUAGCCCUCCAGCCCCACAGCGAACCGCCCUCCACCGAGGAGACCCCCACCCCGGACGACGCGGGCUAUCCAGAGGAGCGGUGGCCCGCUGCAGGCGAUGCAGGCCUGUACGAAGAACAGGAUGCGGAAGCUGAGGGGGGGCAAGCGCAGGAGGGGGAGGGGACGGCGGCAGUGCCGCGGCCGGUGGUGGUGAAGGUGCCGAGCGCGCUCGCGCGGCUGGCGGGGAGGUACGAUGAGAACGAAGACGACGAGAGCGACGAGGAUGAAGGGGGCCGCGGGAACAGGCGUCGCGGCAGGAGCGAGCGCUCGCGCAGCCCCCCAGAGAAGCUGCAAGGGCGGGGGCAGAGGGUGCAGGAGGAAGGAGUGGGGCCGGGGGGCCGAGACGGGUGGAGGGGGAGAGGGGGGGGUAGAAGCAACGGGCGGAUGGAUGGGCCCCUGCACGCAGGGGGGCGAGGCCGGUUUGGGGGACGAGGGGACGAGCGCUUCCGAGGGCGCGGAAUGCCUGAUGGGCCGCGGUGGGACGGGCCUCCUGGUCCCAGGUUUGACCCUGGGCGGGGGCCCAUGCGGCCAGUGGGGGACUGGGGCUCCGUGAAGCCGGAGCCGGGGUUCCCAGGGGGCCGCUUUGAGCGCAGGCCGGACUUUCCCCCGUUUCUAGAGCCGCCAUUUCCGCGGGGCCCUGGCCCGCUGGGGCGGGGCAUGCCGCCGCCUUUAGGUCCCGAGUUUGGCCGCCCGCCAGGGCCUCACGUAGGGCCCCCGCCCUUCUUCGGAGGGCCCGAGCGGUGGGAACCGUUUGACGCGCGCGUGCCUCCUCCCGAGGCGGAGUACGAGAUGCGGAUGCGGCUGAUGCGCGGGCUGGAGCGGCGGCCGGAGGGUGAGGGGCGGCCGCAGAAGUGCCCCGAGUUCUUUGGGGAGCGCGGGUACUGCCUGCGCGGGAGGCUGUGCCCGUACGACCACGGGGAGGACGUGCAGGUGGUGCGCGACGAGCACGCGCUACGCCAGCUCAGCCUGGCCAGGCAGGAGCGCAACGGCGCCGGAGGGGCGGGGCCGCGGCAGGAGAGGCUGGAGGACGACCUGCCGCAGCACGAGUUUGAUGUGCCACAGACGGGGGGGCCGGCGGAGGCCCGCGGGGAGGAUGAGGGGUACGAUCCUGACACGCCGCUGUGGGAGGCGCGGGGGGCGGGCGAGGGCACUCCAGGGCAGUCACGCAGGGGGCCGGAUGCCGGUGCGGAUCGGGAGGCUGGGGCCCCCCGUGUUCGCCCCCGGGGGGUACCUGAAUCCGCAGCGGCAGGGCUUCCGAGCGGGCUGGGGCGCUUUGCCUGGUCAGGAAGGGCGGUUCCCGGGAGGGGGCCCGGAGACAGACGAGAUCCGGAGCGAAGUGGGGGAGAACGACAGGGGCCCAGCGGGCAGAGGCCGGGGCUUUGCGCGAGGGGGCCGGAGGGCGGGGACGAGGGCGAAGGGGGGGGAAGGGGCUGGGGGAGGGGGCCGAUCGGGGAUCAGCCGCAGGCGGAGAAGACCCUGUUCGUGACGGGCAUCCCCGAGGACCAGAACAACGUGAGCCAGCUGCUGGGGCACUUCAAGAAGUUCGGGCACGUGGUGAUCCGCUGCUUCGGCGGGGACAAAGCGCACGUGCUGUUUGACAGCCACGAGGAGGCGGCGAAAGCCCUGGCGGCGCCGGAUGCGCUGCUGGGGAACCGGUUCAUCAAGCUGUUCUGGGCGAGGGAGGAGCUGGACCUGGCCAAAAUGGGGGGUAAGUACGGCACGCGGCCAGCAGCAGAGACGGGCGAAACAGCCAACGACGAUGCCAAGAGCGCAGUGGACGAGAAACUGGUGCCCAAGGCCAACGGCAUCAGCAAGGGGCAGACGUACGUGCGGCCGGGCAGCGAAAAGGGGGCCGCCCCAACGUUGACUGAGGCGCAGCGGGUGGCGGCGGAGAAGGCGGCGCUGGCGCUCAAGAUCAAGCAGCUGGAGGCGACUGUGCUGGAGGCCAAAAUUGCGGAGCAGCGCCGUGCGCUUGCAGAGCUCGAGAAGAAGGCGGGCAAGGUGGCCGCGCAGUCGGACCUGAAGCGGGCCGGCAGCAGCGCGAGCGAGGGCGCCACCCCGCCCCCGGGGAAGAAGGCGAAGGUGGGGCCUGGCAUGGGGUGGGCGGGGCCUGUGGCGGGGGGCUUCAAGAGCCACCUGAAGCUGGACAACCGGUCGACGGUGGUGCACGUGGUGGGGCCGUUGCCGGGCGGCGUGAGCAAGGAGGCGCUGCGCAUGCACUUCUGGCGGUUCGGGGAGGUGGUCACCGUGCAGGUGCCGGACGCGGGCAGCAGGGACGCCGGCGCGGGGGUCGCCGCCAAGGUGGUCUUCCGGCAGCGGCACGACGCAGAGGCCGCGCUGGUGGAGGGGAAAGAGGUGGAGGGGCAGCCGCUGAAGCUGGUGUGGGGGCCGCCCUUCAAGCCGGCCCAGCCCGCACUGUCGCCCAAACCGCAGAGCAGUGGCGCAGCGAGCGGGGCCAGCGCGGGGCGGGCGGGGGGAGCCACGUCCAGUAAAGGGGCCGAGGCUGCUGGUUCUGGCGGGGAGGGCCAUCGAAGUGUAGUGAGCGAGGACGUUGAGGAAGCGCAGCAGGCAGAGGUCGCUGAGAUGAAUGAACAAGCUGCUGGGGAUUAA